AUGGCGACGACGACGACGCACGGGACGCGCGUUUACGACGACGACGCCGGCGAUCGACCGCGACGAUCGUAUCCGCACUCGACGUCGAGGUCGACGACGACGGUCGCGGCGCACGCGCCGUCGAGCGCGCACGCCGAUGGGUACCGAUGGCGCAAGUACGGGCAAAAGAACAUCAAGGGAUCGUCGUUUCCGCGGUCGUAUUACCGGUGCACGGAGCGAGGGUGUCCGGCGAGGAAGAAGACGGAAUUGCGACGCGCGAGUGAGGAUGGAGAAAUGGAGACGGUGGUGUGCUACGAGGGCGAACACACGCACGCGAAACCGAGCGGGGGUGGCGGUCGGGCGGAGACGCUCGCGCCCGGGUCGACGAAAUCUUUCGGGACGCGCGCGAGCGGAGAUUCCACGGCGACGAACGCGCGACGAGGGACGACGCGAUUUCACGACGUCUGCGGAGGAGGAGGAGGAGGAGGAAAAUCUUCGAGCGGGCAAGCGACGGAGAGCGACGCCGAAGACUCCGCCGCGAGCGAAGAAGAUUCCACUCGAACCGCGGUCGAGCACGACGAAACCGAAGCGCUCGGCGUCAGGAAAAUCGCGAAGUGGUCGUCGAUUACUGACGACGUCCAGCGGAUCCGGACAGUCCGCGCGCGAGCGCCGAGAAUCCUCGUGCAGCGCCGUCGCGGCGAAGAAGCCGAGACGCGCCGUGAAUCCGCUGAGCCCGUCGUUCGCCGCCAUGGGUGA
This is a messenger RNA of Ostreococcus lucimarinus CCE9901, 735 nucleotides long. RefSeq lists its product with no specific name. The record is from RefSeq and is a predicted model, not a curated record. The transcript has 2 exons. Lineage: Eukaryota; Viridiplantae; Chlorophyta; Mamiellophyceae; Mamiellales; Bathycoccaceae. Gene Ontology annotation, biological process: regulation of DNA-templated transcription. Bases 1 to 735 code for a protein of 244 amino acids. Gene Ontology annotation, molecular function: transcription cis-regulatory region binding; DNA-binding transcription factor activity. Gene Ontology annotation, cellular component: nucleus.